Molecule: messenger RNA, 4976 nt
Organism: Myxocyprinus asiaticus (Chinese sucker)
Lineage: Eukaryota; Metazoa; Chordata; Actinopteri; Cypriniformes; Catostomidae
Product: serine/threonine-protein kinase 36-like
Exons: 20
Coding region: 417-4331 (1304 amino acids)
Biological process (GO): protein phosphorylation
Cellular component (GO): cytoplasm
Molecular function (GO): ATP binding; protein binding; protein kinase activity
Source: RefSeq, a predicted model, not a curated record
CGUACGUCAAACUUUCCGAAGUUUGUUUUGCGUUUACCAUAUUAUCGUAUUUCUUUCCAGAGACCGUUUUUAAAGUGACAUAUUUAUACUUGUUUUAGAGUUCACUUGAGCCUUUGGGGUAUGAAACGAUAAAUAGUGCUUGUUAUGAAUUUGCAUUAAGGGUGCUAAAAUCCAUCUCUUACAAACCGUGCACUAGCUUAGCCACUCGCUACUCAAGUUGGUCCAUUUUUGAUAGGGCUGUCAUGCUUUCUUCACCAUUCAGUUGUCCCAUUGCCAUAAAUGAUAAACUAGUAAUGGGGAUAAACCUAAGUAAAUGUAAUUUAUGUGCGCAUCAACUUUUUUAAAAAGACUGACAUUAUUUUACAAGCUCACUUGAAGUCACCGUACUAUUCCUUUGGGUCAAGGUUUCGUCGCUGAUGAUGGAUCAGUAUCAUAUUUUGGAGGUUAUCGGGGAAGGGUCUUUCGGGCGAGUUUAUAAAGGCCGAAGGAAGUUUAGCGGACAGGUUGUGGCUCUGAAGUUCAUUCCAAAAGUUGGGCGCUCAGAGAAGGACCUGCGCAGUUUGAAAAGAGAAAUUGACAUCAUGAGGGGGCUCAAACAUCCCAACAUAGUGCUGCUUUUAGACAGCUUUGAGACAGAGAAGGAGGUAGUGGUGGUGACAGAGUAUGCAGAGGGCGAGCUGUUUCAGAUCCUGGAGGAUGAUGGGAAUUUACCUGAGAGUCAGGUGCGUGAAAUAGCCUGCCAACUUGUCUCUGCCUUGUAUUAUCUACACUCCCAUCGCAUUCUGCACCGUGACAUGAAACCACAAAACAUCCUGCUGGGAAAAGGAGGAGUAGUAAAGCUCUGUGACUUUGGAUUUGCUCGUGCCAUGAGUGUGUCCACAUUGGUCUUGACCUCCAUUAAGGGAACACCUCUCUACAUGUCUCCAGAACUUGUGGAAGAGAAACCUUAUGAUCACUCAACUGACCUUUGGUCUCUGGGCUGCAUCCUCUAUGAGCUCCACACGGGGGCGCCUCCGUUCUACACCAACUCCAUCUUUCACCUGGUGAAGCUUAUAGUGAGAGACCCAGUAAAAUGGCCAGAGAACAUGAGUCAAGACUGCACGAGUUUUCUGAAGGGAUUGUUGAUGAAAGACCCCAAGAAGAGGCUCUCAUGGCCUGACCUGCUUCAUCACCCUUUUGUUGCAGAUGGAGUUUUGAUGGUUUCAGUUGAGGGUUCGAGCAACCCCCUCACGAUACCACCCAGCCCGGACGUGCAGGCGUUGAAACAACAGCAGGCUGCAGAGAAGAAAACGGCACACAGUGGAGAGGGCAAACUACUACGCAAAGCUAGAGAGCUUCGAGAGAAAGAGAGGAACAACAGACUGAUUGGGAGUGGAAAUGCUGCAUGCACCAGUCAGCCUCACUGUAAGACAGCUUCUGCUGUAGGGGCCCCUAACACUGGCCACUCAUUGGGCAGCACCUUUUCAGUGUACCAAAAUUCAUCUCAGCCAGCAACCAAUCAGCAUCAAGCAAAUGACAACAGUGUUACCAGGGUGUUCUCAGCUCCGUGUAAAGGCCAGAUCAGUAAAGACUAUGCAAGGGAGUUCCCUUCAGUAGAGGUGGGACCCCGGCAAGUUCUGAAGCGUUCUGGACAUGCACGGACCAGUCUGGCAUCUGUUAGGAUGGACAGUGAGGAACAGGAUGUUGACAGUGAUUAUGAGUGGCAGCAAUUGGUUGAAUUUGCUGAUCAGAUCCCUGUUAACAGUGCCAUCCUUCAGAAGUUAAAGACCAAGCUUCUCUCAGCCAAGAACCAGCUUUUGGUCAGGAAGGGCGAAGAGGCCUCUUCAGUUCUACAGCUACUGAAAGUCCUCCAGAAUAUUGUUCAGAGCUGUCAGCCUGGAGAUAUUGAAAAAGUGGGCAAAGAGUUGGAGCUGCCUCAUCUGCUGUUCAGCCUAACUGAGGACAUUUUGAACAUUCCAGAUUUAAUGCAAGAGGAGCAGGGUGAGAUAGUAUUGGGAGAUCUGAUGAGCAUGCUCAUAUUGUACCUGGAAAAGAGUCCGGACUGGGAGAUAAAGGGGAGAGCUGAGGAUCUUUGUCAGCUAUUUAUCUCCGUAUUCCUCUGCCGAGACCCAAAACAUUCAGCGCUUUUGGCAACAGCAGUCUUAACCUUGUUCACUCACCGCAGUAUAUCUGUGAAUAUCAGUUUGGAAAGGCUUACCACCUUUUUGGGGAAUAUAUUGAAAGACACAGAGGAGGCACACAACCCUUUACCUGCAGGUUGGGGCAUGUAUGAUGGUCUUCUGUCACUGAUUCUCUACAGACUGUCUGAGUGUGAAAGCAGCUCAUUGCUUGACUUUCAGGACUCAGAACUUUGGCCCUCCCUGUGGACUAAAGUAAACACCACACUGGAAAACACAACUUCUGAGAGAUGCCAUUUCUCUCCUAAUGGUCUGUACGUGUUCCUGUCUCUCGCUUUGUUAGUUUUCUCCAGUGAUACAUACAACUUUGUGGCUCUACUGUCAGAUCUCUCCACAAACUGCUCCUCGGCCCUCAGUCACCUUCUCACCACCAGUUGCAGCACUGCAUUGCUUGAGAGUGGCCUUUUCUGGGGUGACUCAGAAAUAAACAGUCUAUCAAUGAUGAGCUGUCAACUUCUCUGCAUCCCCUUCUCUCUGGAUUUGCCCUUAGAAAAAAUAGUGUCUAUCCUCCAUUCGUAUCAAAGUUCAAAUAUUGUGGCUGGCCUAGUACAGAUGAUUCAAACUCUUCCCGUUGCCCUGGUGGAGCUUCCACUGUGUCUUUUAAAUCGUCUGCUAUUAUCUGACCCACAGUAUACUGCUUCAUGCCUCAUCAAUGCAGCCCAGGCCUCUGCCUUCCUCCCUUAUGGCACAGAAAGCUCAGACAAUAGAACAGACCAAACUCAGAAUCACCUUAACCACUUUGGGCAUAGUUUGGAGCAAAUUAGGAGCAAUGGAACCACUAAAAAACACAAGAUAGAUCAGAUCAAAGGUGAUCAGUCUAAGAAGAGGGUAGACCUUAAAGGAAAUGUAGAUACAUCUAAGAACAAAAAGGAUUUGCUGAAGGCUCAACACCAGCUCUCCAAAAACAAGACUGACAAGUUAAGGGAGAUAAGAGAGCAGCCAAAAAGCAAGCGAUAUCAGCAACAAAGCAUGAAACAUUUUAGAGAGAGAUUAGAGCAGCAAAGUGGUUGUAUAGAGGAGCUCAUGGACAGUUUAGAACUCUGUGGCAGCUCUGCAGGCCAUCUCCAAGUUCUCUCUGCUCAGCAAGGGUGCAGUAUCAGCUGGCUUAUGGACAGUCUGGAUGAGUUAAGGAGAAGCAAUGAGUAUCACAGGAGAAAUGGAGGUCACUCCAAGGUCUCCACGGCAAAACUCGCAUCUCCACAGGUAGAGGGUCGAACGGCAAAUUCGCUAUUGGCUGUACUGCUACAAAGUGAAAUUCUCUUUGGAUGUGCAGUGGAACUUCUUAUGCUUCUUUCCCAACUAACACGUUAUCUCACCCGUCAGUCUUGCUGCUUUCCUCCCGUGGAAGCCACCCAACUACGACUUGCCUUGCAUCACCAAGAUGAUGGAAUCCGAGCUGCCUGCUGUAGCCUGCUGGGCCACCUGGGCUCAGGUGUUAGGCAGGUCAUCACUGAAUCAAAGUCUGACCCAAGCUGGAGCUUUGAUCCACAAAUAUUCCAGGACCUGUUGAGCUGCCUGUGUGAUCCUGCUCCAUCGGUUCGUAGAAUGGCCUGCAAGGCUGUGGGAAACUGGCUAAGCCUAUUUGGUAAAACUGAUCUUAAUGUUUCAAGUAAAGGCCUGCAGAGGUUUAAGACUACAGAGAGCGAAAGGGGAGACAUAAAUGCCUUGUCGGUUCAAGGCAAAUUGAAGAGGAUACCAGGAACGGAAGGCAUCAAACAAGGGCUUCAGGGAGAUUCCAGCUCUGCUUCAAAGGGAAAGAAUGGUUACAGUGAGGGAGACAUAUGGAUGGAGGUUGCCAUAGAAGCAGUCGCUCCCCUUGUAUCUCUGCUGUCAGAUGCCGACAAUGUCAUUCGACAGCACUGUUGUGGGGCCUUGGGUAACCUGGCUGCUAUCAGUGGAGGGGAUAGAGCACUCCUCGGUGCAGAUACGCCAUGCUUACUUCUCCAAACUGCCUGUGAUGAUUGCCAUCAUGCAGUGCGACGGGCGGCUAUGGCCACUCUGUGUGUAUUUAGCCAACAUAACUCACUACUGCAGGCUCUGAGGUCUCUAGACGCUGGAAGAAAACUUUGUCACACAUCCCAAAGCUUUUUAUUUCAGAGGGAUUAUAAAUGGCUUGUCAGCAAGCUGGAUGGGUCAGUUGAAGGAAAAACAUGAAUCUCAACAUCCGAAAAAAAAAAGCUCAAUAAACAUGAGCUGUUUUGUGUGUAAAGAGAAUGUAAUUUUACAUUACCUAAAUAUCAGUUAGUAAAACUGGAUAGAUAGCUGUAUACUUACAAUUCCAAUUAGUGGGUUGCUUGCUGCUUCUAUGGCUAGGAAGGCUUCAUUUGUCUAUAUUUAUUUGAUCUAUGAUCAAAAGAAUGUAUUUAGUUUAUUAAAAACUGUUCUACAUUUUUAGAAAAUUACAGUAGCUCAAAACAUUCCCAACAUUCUGUAGAAAAGCAUUGUAUCUACUUUUAGAUGUUCAAAUGUAAGUUUGUGAUUCAGCACAUGCUUGUGUUUUUUAUUCACACACCAACACCUUUAUAUAUAAAAUACUCCAGGUUUGGUACAGAGGAAUUGCUCUUUGUUAUAUUUUUCUUAUAUAUAUAAAAAUCUAAAAAUUAGAAAAACUUUAAAAACGGAAAUAUUAUUAGACAAUUUAAUUAUUGUUGACUUUGAUUUGUUCAUUUUCGAGGGGUUCGCCCAAGCAUACGAUAUAAAAUCGUUUUCAUUAAUACAGUUUUCAUUAAUAUGACUUUUUCCCAUGUUGUAGUUUCCUUUGUACAAAUCUCAAAAUAAAGUAGUUAUACGCAAUAUAAA